UUAAGUUGAUGAAAUCUUUUAUCAGAUAUCAAGAGGUGAACAAUGUACCAGGGUUAAAUUAUUUUUUUAUUUUGGUUACAGAGAGACAGGGAAAAGUUGGUUAGAAGUGAAACAAUUGCCAACAUAAUGUCAAAUGUUGCAAGUAUGCUUCUUUUUGCAGCUAAAGUUUAUGCAUCUAUCAGUAGUGGUUCGUUGGCCAUUGUUGCGUCGACAUUAGACUCGCUUCUCGAUCUACUAUCUGGUUUUAUCCUGUGGUUUACUGCUUUUUCCAUGCAGACGCCAAAUCCUUAUCGAUAUCCUAUUGGAAAGAAACGUAUGCAGCCUCUGGGAAUCCUUGUUUUCGCUUCUGUCGUGGCAACUUUAGGUCUACAGAUUACACUGGAAUUCCUGCACACAUUAGUUUCUGAUGAUGACGAAUUCAAUUUGACAAAGGAGCAAGAGCAAUGGAUCAUUGGCAUUAUGCUUUCAGUGACUCUGGUAAAACUAUUUCUGUUAGUCUAUUGCCGCACGUUUGCAAAUGAGAUUGUCAAGGCAUAUGCCCAAAAUCAAUUUUUUUUUUUUUUUUUUUUUUUGUCAUCUACAAGUCAGAUAUCUAAUAUUGUGUCAAAGGGAAUUCAUGAGAAGGUGCCAUCUUUGAUCAGGAUCUAG
Messenger RNA from Olea europaea var. sylvestris, 648 nucleotides. Its product is annotated as metal tolerance protein 11-like. The coding region runs from base 127 to 648 and encodes 173 amino acids. Gene Ontology annotation, molecular function: manganese:proton antiporter activity. The transcript has 3 exons. The record is from RefSeq and is a predicted model, not a curated record. Gene Ontology annotation, biological process: transmembrane transport; monoatomic cation transport. Gene Ontology annotation, cellular component: membrane. NCBI's taxonomy places the organism in Eukaryota, Viridiplantae, Streptophyta, Magnoliopsida, Lamiales, Oleaceae.